CGGACCCCUCAGUCAUUCGCCCUCCUCCAUGCAGACGUCCACGUUCCUCGCCCUGGGGGCUCUCCUCGCCCUGUGCGCGGCCGAGGAGGGUCUCCACUUCCCCUCCUACGAUGGGAAGGACCGCGUCCUGGAGCUCGGCGAGCGCAACUACCGCCAAGUCAUGAAGAAGUACGACAUCUUCUGCCUGCUGAUCUGGGAGAGUCCGGCGGCCGGAGACCGCACGGCGCAGAGACAGACCCACCUGACCGAGAUGGUGCUGGAGCUGUCUGCACAGGUUCUGGAGAAGAAGGAUAUCGGCUUUGGAAUCCUCGACCCGAAGAGCAAUGCCAAGAUUGCCAAGAAGCUGGGGACCACCGAGGUGGGCAGCCUCUAUGCAUUUAAAGAGGACCACGUGAUUGAGUUUGAUGGAGAGCUGGCGGCUGACAUUCUGGUGGAUUUCCUGCUGGAUCUGAUUGAGGAUCCGGUGGAGAACAUUAAUAGUCGGGCAGAACUGAAGGCCCUGGACCGCAUGGAGGAGGAGACCCGAGUGAUCGGAUACUUCAAGAACCAGGACUCUGAGCAUUACAAGGAAUUUGUAGAAGCUGCGGAAAAUUUUCACCCGUACAUCAAGUUCUUUGCGACAUUUGACAAGUCGGUGGCGAAGGCUCUGACACUGAAACUGAAUGAAGUGGACUUCUAUGAACCUUUUAUGGAUGAACCGGUCACCGUCCCGGAUAAACCGUACACUGAGCAGGAGCUGGUAGACUUUAUCAACAAACACAAGAGGGCCACACUGCGAAAGCUGCGACCGGAGGACAUGUUUGAAACCUGGGAGGAUGAUCUGGACGGAAUCCAUAUUGUGGCCUUUGCUGAGGAGGAGGACCCAGAUGGUUAUGAAUUCAUCCAGAUCCUGAAGGAAGUGGCCAGAGAAAACACCGAGAACCCCGAGCUCAGCAUCGUCUGGAUCGACCCCGAUGACUUCCCACUGUUGGUGACGUAUUGGGAGAGAACUUUCCGCAUUGACCUGUUCAGGCCUCAGAUCGGAGUUGUUAAUGUAACCGAUGCUGAUAGUGUGUGGAUGGAUAUGGAAGAUGCAGAGGACCUUCCAUCACCAGAUGAACUUGAGCAAUGGAUUGAAGACGUGUUAUCUGGCAAGAUCAACACCGAGGAUGACGAUGAUGAUGAUGAUAACAAUGAUGAUGAUGACGAUGAUGAUGACGACGACGAUGAUGACGACGAUGAUGAUGAUGACGAUGAUGACGAUGAUGACGAUGAUGAUGACGAUGAUGAUGAUAAUGAUAAGUAGGAUCUCAUCCUGGUAACUCCUAUAGUAUUUCAUACAAGAACUUGAUGUUGGGUAGCCAUGGACUAUCUCUAUCCAGGUGCCGUUUACUAUUGAGGAUUAUCUAUUUAUUAUAAUACCAUCCAAUGAAUCCCAACUUUAAGCCGGAAGACGAACCAAGGGUAGAACAUUGCUUUUUUUCUUUUAUGUUUAUUUUCUUGGCAUUUCCAGGAAAUAAUAUAAAUAAUUAAAUAAAGAAGUGGUGGAAAGGAAAUGUCA
Messenger RNA from Rana temporaria (common frog), 1540 nucleotides. It is a transcript of the gene CASQ2, whose product is annotated as calsequestrin 2. Gene Ontology annotation, cellular component: sarcoplasmic reticulum lumen. Bases 29 to 1285 code for a protein of 418 amino acids. The record is from RefSeq and is a predicted model, not a curated record. The transcript has 11 exons. Lineage: Eukaryota; Metazoa; Chordata; Amphibia; Anura; Ranidae. Gene Ontology annotation, biological process: regulation of cardiac muscle contraction by regulation of the release of sequestered calcium ion. Gene Ontology annotation, molecular function: calcium ion binding.